GAAAAGGGUGCCAAGAAGCUGGGACGAGGGAACGUGGGUGUAAAUAGACAGUGCGCGCUCUCGGUCUCGGUCUCUCUCGCUCCCUCUCUCUCUCUCUCUUCUCUCUCCCUCCCCCUUCUCCAUCUCUCUCCGUCUCUCUUUUAUGAAAUCAAUGAACGAGUUAUUGGGUAGGACAUAAAUAUAAGGAAUCAAAGCCUCCACCGGGACCAACGGCACUGCGCGCUUUUGAUAUGCGUCCUCGCCAAACGCUACAUGUGUUUUCUCAUCAAUGUAAAUAUUGGCUUUGAUAGGACGAGAGCGGAAUCAGCUCCGGCACGACUUGGUCUCGGAACCAAAUUUUGACCAAGACUUGCACCAGCUUCUUCUUCUUUUUUUUCUCUUUUUUUUCUUUCUUUUUUUUUUUUUUUCUCUCUCUGAACCUAAAAACGAUUCUCCAUCAUCUCCCUCUGCUGCCGUCGUUCCCAUCCCAACUCACUGGCCGGUCCGAAGAUGGCAACUUUAACCAACGGGCAGGUGGACGGCACGGUGCACGGCGUCGGCGUGGUCUCCGCCAGCACGAACGGGCUCGUGAACGGAUUAAGCCACAGCCACAGCCCGGCGGGCUGUCCGGCCACCAUCCCCAUGAAGGACCACGAUGCCAUCAAACUCUUCAUCGGUCAGAUCCCCCGCAACCUGGACGAGAAGGACCUGCGGCCCCUCUUCGAGGAGUUCGGCAAGAUCUACGAGCUCACCGUGCUCAAGGACCGGUUCACGGGCAUGCACAAAGGCUGUGCCUUCCUCACCUACUGUGCCAGAGAGUCGGCCCUGAAAGCCCAGAAUGCAUUGCACGAGCAGAAGACCCUGCCAGGGAUGAAUAGACCAAUCCAGGUGAAGCCAGCAGACAGCGAGAGCCGAGGAGAAGACAGAAAGCUCUUUGUGGGCAUGCUCAACAAGCAACAGUCAGAAGAUGACGUGCGGCGCCUCUUCGAGUCCUUCGGCUGCAUCGAGGAAUGCACCAUCCUCCGGGGUCCCGACGGAAACAGCAAAGGUUGCGCUUUUGUAAAAUACUCCUCUCACGCUGAAGCUCAGGCAGCCAUCAGUGCACUACACGGCAGCCAGACAAUGCCUGGUGCCUCAUCCAGUCUGGUGGUGAAGUUCGCCGACACGGACAAGGAGCGCACCAUCCGCCGCAUGCAGCAGAUGGCUGGUCAGAUGGGCAUCUUCAACCCCAUGGCCCUGCAGUUUGGAGCCUACGGAGCCUACGCGCAGCCUCCUUACAAUCCCCUCUCUUCCACCGUGCAGGUGCAGCAGCAGGCAGCCUUGAUGGCAUCUGUAGGCCAAGGAGGCUACCUCAGUCCAAUGGCGGCCUUUGCUGCUGCACAGAUGCAGCACAUGGCGACCAUCAAUGGCCUCCCAGGGGCACCGCUGACCCCCACGUCAGGUGGCAGUACUCCUCCAGGCAUCAGCGCCCCCACAGUGACCAGCAUCCCCUCCCCCAUUAGUGUAAAUGGUUUCACUGGCAUGCCGCCCCCCCAGGCAAACGGGCAGCCGCCCGCAGAGGCCGUCUUCACCAACGGGAUACACCAUUACCCUGUGUUGCAGGAGGUGGUUUUUAGGGAGGACUCGGAGAAAAACGGCUUGGGCGUGGCUCCGCGAAGUUGUUUUGGGGUUCAGGGUGGCUGCUUCCUCUCCUCUCUCUCUGAAGCUCAAAGUCCCACUGCAGCUGAUCCUCUCCAGCAGGCUUACACAGGAGUCCAGCAGUAUGCAGCAGCCUACCCCGCUGCAUAUGGCCAGAUCAGCCAAGCCUUCCCCCACCCUCCACCCAUCAUUCCACAACAGCAGCGAGAAGGACCAGAGGGUUGCAACCUGUUCAUCUACCACCUCCCUCAGGAGUUUGGGGAUGGAGAGCUGAUGCAGAUGUUCCUGCCUUUCGGUAAUGUCAUCUCCUCCAAAGUGUUUGUGGAUCGGGCGACAAACCAAAGUAAAUGCUUUGGGUUUGUGAGUUUCGACAACCCAGGUAGUGCCCAGGCUGCCAUCCAGUCUAUGAACGGCUUCCAGAUCGGCAUGAAGAGGCUCAAGGUGCAGCUGAAGAGGCCAAAGGACGCCAACCGCCCCUACUAGCCCCCCGCCCCAGCCAGCCGCCGCCAUCCUGGUGGCUGGGGGCAGCCGUCGCACACAGGGAAAGACAGGUUUUGUUGAGCUGAAUCAUAUGUUGACUUCUUGCUACCCGAGUGCAAACUCGACAUCUGGACCACUGAGGCUGCUUCAGAAACAGAGGAGAGAGAGACAGCGAUGACCAAGUCAAGGACACCUCCUUUUGGAUGUACUCAAACUUUGGAACUCAGAAUUUCUACCAGCCUGGUUAGCCCAGGACCUUUUUUCUUCUGCACACAUAUACACACCUCUUUCCCCACAAACCCUGCUUGAAUGACAGCUACCUUUUUCUGGACCACAACAAACUUUUACUUGAACUAAGGGGGGAAAACAGUAAAAGAAACUAUAUCAAAUCUACUUUCAAUGACCAACCCCACUGAACAUUUAAUGGGAAUAUGGAUGUCAUAAGUCCAACAAGAACAAAACAGACUUUUUAAAAACUGAAUAGAGGAUUGCCGUAGGAGAUCUUUCAGUAGGAUGGUUUGAGUUUGGGGGAAUUGACUUUUGAAGACCAAUUUAUAAGGCUUGAAACAAGAAGGGACAAAUUCCCAGAGACAGAACUUAAGUAGGGAAUGUGAUGUCUUUCAGGACACAAAUUGGCUUCGAUUUGGGAUGGCCAUCUUUAGCUCGGAGUGCCUGUCCGUUUCCAGGGGAUACCGUUGCCAAGGAGAGCCAUAGCAACGGUCUCUCGGGAGUCUUACCUGUCAUUCCUUAGUUGUUUUAGGGACCAAAAGACCAAACAUUUUUAUUGCUGAGGACUUGUAGCUCUAAUAUACUCGGACCACUGCGUCUCUUUCAGUCAGUGUCAACUGGUUGAGGAGUUGCACUUAAAAAGAAGUGUACAUUUCGAAUAUAUACAACACAUGUAUAUAUACAUAUAUAUUGCUGAUAUGCUUUUUGAAUACAGGCAAAACUAUUUCAGAUGACCAAAUGGGGUCUCUCACUUCGCUAGUUUACAAUUACUCAAAAUGUUUAUUUUUUUCUCUUCUCAUUUUGUCUUGGGAGGGAUGGCGAGUGCAUGGGAGGGGCUGCUCCGUAUCACAGCCUUAUCUUUUUUAACUUGACAUCCUAACCUCAUAGAUAGAAUAACAUCAGAAGCGUUUGAAAUAUAUGAACUUGUUUAUAUUUGCGGUACAUAUAUAUGUAUAACAUGCAUUCAAGCAAAUGUAUUCAUAUAUACAGUAUAUAUGGAUAAAUAGAUAUUAAUCACAAACAAAUAUAUGUAUUUAUAUGCACAUAUUUUAUAUAUGUGUGUCUGUACAUAGAACGGCUACUGACUAUGUUGAGCUGUAAUUUUUUGUAGAUUUUAGCUGGAGUUUGAAACAUUGCUCUGCUUGGGAAGAAUCGCAAAUCUGGCAGCUCCCAAAACUGCAGGCAUUCCUAUCUCUGAUUACCUAUAUACUGACACACGAUAUAUUGUUAAAAGAUACAUGUGUGAGAAUACACAUACUGUGUAAAUAUUAUCUGAAAAUGCAAAAAGCCACAUCUAAGUAGCAGGCUUUAAGAGAAUCAGGCUAAAUGAUUUUAGAGUAAAAGGACAAUUAUCUUCGACUCUAUUCCAAACAUAUCUUUUGAGCUUACACACGCACACACACACACACACACACACACACACACACACACACACACACACACACACACACACAUACACAAACUUCUCUUUGAAACUUGAACCAAAACGAAUACGUCUCACAACCCUUUGCUCUCUUUUGCAUUCAGUAAAGUGCAUGUAGCGUAUGGGCUGUCACCGCGUCAAGGUGUGCCUUGUCACCUGCAGAAUCUGCCAUCAAGCACUGUGCUCUCCUCAGAAAACAAAGAAAAGUAGAAAAAAAAAACUCAGCUAAACACACUACUGCGAGCAGCCAACGCGCUAUUAUGAUGUCAAAAACCACAGCCAGAUCCAUAUCGUCUCUCAGCCAUGUAGAGAGCUGCAGUGCAUGUCCAAUAUGGUAAACCAUCCGACCACUGUCGGCCCUUCACCGUCCAAGGGUACAAAAAAACACGAAAGCAUUUACACUCAUGCGCGUACGCAGUGUCAGAUGAAAGCGGGCAUUAGUCAACCUGCACAGGUACUGACUAUCUAAGCUGUUCCACUCACUGGUGUCAAAACGAGGGGGGAAGGGUGGAGGUUGCGAUUGACAUGAGAAGUGAUUGAGCUUACUGGACCUGACAUUAGGUUUUGAAUGGUUACGAAGGUGAAUGAAAUAUUUCUGCAUUAUGUUAUCAUUAGAGCGCUGGCUUCCCACUGACCGGAGGCAGUACAUUGUGUGGAUCUCUGCUGGUAGUGGUUGACAUGAAGCAUAUCGUCUUCAGAAAGAUGUGAUAUUGCCUUGCCUUACGCUACACGCCGUCACCCGAUUAAAUAUGAACACAGACGCGUAAUGAAACUGUAAAAUGAAGCAAUAAGUGUGAAAAGCCAUUCAUCCAUGACAACUGCUGUAACACAGAGGCUGGUUUCAUAUUGUUUUAGCGUACAGUUUCUCAUCGUAGUAUGAACACCUACUACGUACCUGCAAAAGGUCAACAGACUUGGAUUUAUUGGACCCCCCCCCGUUCAACACAUAUUCAGCUGGUGGAGAUUGCUCAAUGAAUAUUUAUACAUAUGAAUAUUUAUAAGGCUAUAUGACACUUUGGAAGACAAUGCUUCCUGUUGGGUGCUGUUACUAGUUUUCCUAUAAACUGCUCAUUAUGCCAUUUCCCUAGUGUCUGUGUCUAACCUUUUUAGCAGAUUGCAUAAUUUAACAUUUACCUUCCAAACCCAGCGAGGCUAAAAGACGCAACAAUCACAUCCCAGGACGCCUCCGUUUGUGUGUGUGUGCCACAUAACAAUGCUCUGAGCCAGUUGACCAUCAUGAUCUUUUUUUUUUUUUUUUUUGCCCCCGACAGAAUCCGUGGCGGGUUCGCACAAAGCGACUCGUACGUCCACCUGAGCUGUAUUUGAGCAAACAAUAACAACUGGAACUAAAUGUCAUACGUCUGGUAGCCCUCAUCGCCGCACUGUGUGCCCUCUUCGACAGCCCCCCGCCGCUGAGAAAAUUGAAAAAUUUGUCGACACGGCCUCUGCUUUUCUAAUGGUUUGUUUGAGCAAUCACUCAUGUCUUUCACGGAACCGAGCCCACGUUUCCAUGUCGAGAGAAAUAAGAAAAGGGGAGAAGCAGAACAACCACGGGGAGCCAGAAUGUCAAGCACCUCAUCUCCAUUUGCUCCAACUCUGAGCUGCAAGUUUACAUGAGAAAAGUAAAACAAAGUAUAGUUGGUUCGAAAACAACAAGGGACAGAGCAGAAGUUUGAAUAUAAAUAUAUAUAUAUAAAUAUAUAUAUAAACCGAUGAAUAUACUGUAAAUUGUUUCUUUUUUGCUCUGUUUUCCUCUGUACAUAGGUUUGCAUAUUUUAUAGGACUUUUACUUCUAUCUACAAGGACUGGAUAAGUACUUUAAAUACUUAAAAAAAAAAUAUAUGAAUGAAAAACAUGAUAAUGCUCAUUAAAUCCAGGUACAAAAAAAAAAAAACACAAAAAAAAAAACAAGUUGCUAGGAUACGGUACAAACUGUAGGACCUGACCAAGGCAUUUAUCCAGAAUACAGUCAGGGAGAGCAUUGACCUCAGUUAGAGCUUAGACACACAUUGACCUAUUUUAUAAAAAAAAAUACUUUGAUGGGUUCUAUUCAUUUAUCUAUUUGUUUAGAUAUUUAUUUAUAAGUCAUGUCCGAGAUGAUAUGCAUGCUUUCAUGGCAUUAUUUUUUUAUGAGUUGGUACGUGACCAAAUAGUUUUUUAUAAAACAUGCAUGGGCCACUGUUGUGGUCCACAGAUGAUCAUUGUUCCUGUCUGCAGGACCAUGCCUUCAGCACUUCUUUGAUGAGAGGGGGGGGAAGCUCCUAGUGACCAAGUGAUGUCAAAGACAGAUUUUAAUCAUUUAUUUAUUUAUUUAUUUAUUUAUUUAUUUAUUUUCUGUGUUUAUGUAUUUAUUUAUCUGUGCUGUUUGACUCAAGAUCUGAGCUCUCGUAUUUCACCUGAUCUGUUUGUCUGUCUGUUUGUUUGUAUGUGUGUGUGUCAGCAUCAAUACAUCACAUGUUUUAAGUAUUGGAAAAAUUCUGAUUCCAACAACUUCAAAGACGGAUUCUACCUUGAUAAACUAUUCACAACAAUGCAGUAAAAUACUAAAGCCUUAUGUAUAUUUGUAAUUAUCAUUUCGCAAAGCUCUGUUCAAAAAAAAAAAAGAAAAAGAAAAAAAGGUGAAAAAAAAAAAGUUUAGCGUUGUUUAAAGCUGCCAGUUCUAGGUUCCCGCUAUGGUUUUGAGAACCACUUGCCUCCAGGACGAAACCUUUUUCAACAAAGUCAAAAUAAACCCACAACUCGGAUACGUCUUCAACAAAACACACGCCCAGAGGUGAAUAUAAAUUGCUGCUAAUUUGUAAUGAGCCAACGUCCGAUUCAUCAUCAAUCUCAGAUUGACGGCUUGCUUAAAAGGUCAUUAUGGAUUCAAAAACUUUACACCCCUCCUCUUAUUCUCCCACCCUGCUUUGAAUGGUUUUCCGGAGCUCUGAUCUUGUUCAACUGAUGUGUUCUUCCGAGAGCAAAAUUCAAUGAAAACUGCACUAUGUCAUCAAAAGAAAUUAGAGGGUUUUUUUUCAGUGCUGUUAUCCGUGGUUUUAUUUCCAAAGCUCAGCAGUGUUCCGAGAAUAACAUUUUACUUCAUAUGGUUUUUCAAAGUAUUCUGGAAAUCUUUUUCCCCAAUUUCAGCACAUAUGGAGGGUGGGGAAAUGAAUGUUGCUUAUUAAGCUUUGCCAGGGUCCUGAUGAGCUGAGCUUCUGAUUGGGCAGUGCGCUUUAGGCUCCCGCCCCCCGUCUCCCCAGACAGCACCAUUCUCUGGUCCCCUGGACUCUUUUUUUGUAAUUUUAAAUGAAUGAUGCGUCUCAGCUUAGCCCAAUAAUAAAGCACAGUCUAGAAUAAA
Scophthalmus maximus (turbot) is the source of this 7085-nucleotide messenger RNA. It is a transcript of the gene celf4, whose product is annotated as CUGBP, Elav-like family member 4. The coding region runs from base 490 to 2100 and encodes 536 amino acids. Gene Ontology annotation, cellular component: nucleus; cytoplasm; ribonucleoprotein complex. Gene Ontology annotation, biological process: regulation of alternative mRNA splicing, via spliceosome; mRNA splice site recognition. Gene Ontology annotation, molecular function: mRNA binding. Lineage: Eukaryota; Metazoa; Chordata; Actinopteri; Pleuronectiformes; Scophthalmidae. The transcript is spliced from 14 exons. The record is from RefSeq and is a predicted model, not a curated record.